CAAUCACUUUACCCAUUUAACAUCUUUCAACAUUUAAGAUAAAUUUUUUAAGUUUUCACUUUUGUAUGGCGGUGAAAUACCAAAAUGUAGCCAUAUUAUUGAUGCUGGUGGUCUGUGUCGAAGCGCAUCGAAUGAAGCGAUUAUCAUUGCCCGAAUUCCACGGCGAGGAGACCUUAAAUCUGGCCAAGUACGUCGUCUCCAUUCGAUCAAGAACCCCUUACAAGUAUUUCGGCGACAAUCACUAUUGCGGUGGAGGUCUUAUAUCCCCCUCCUGGGUUAUCACCUCCGCCCACUGCGUCAUGAGCCCGACCAAGAUAAUGUUUAGGGCGAGAUUGCUGCUGGUGGUGGCCGGAUCCCCGCACAGGAUGCGAUAUAUCGCUGGCAGAACCAUCUGCAUGCCGGUCAAGGAGCUCCACGUUCCGAAGAACUUCACCAUGCACAACACCUUCAACAUGGCAUUGAUAAAACUUCAGGAGAGUUUGCCCACAAACGAUCCGCGAAUCGGAUUUCUUCAUCUGCCAUCGGAACCGCCCACAGUGGGCGGCAUGCACUCUGUUCUCGGCUGGGGAAGAAUGUAUCCGGGUGGACCCCUUUCAAUGAACAUCUAUCACCUGAAAGUGGAACUCCUGGAUAACGGGUUGUGCAAGAGGCACUUUCAUCACUACCCCGAAGGAAUGAUAUGCACUGGAAAGAAUAAUUGGACGUCUGAAGCCGAUCCCUGCAAUGGCGACAUCGGAUCCCCUUUAAUAAAAGGAAUGGUGAUUGUCGGCAUAGUCGCCUAUCCGAUUGGCUGUGGCAUCAAAAUCAUUCCGACCGUCUAUACGGACGUAUACAGCAGCAUAAAAUGGAUCCGGGCGACGGCCUUCGGAAUAUCCAGCACCAUUAGCCCGCUAUCAUUGAUUGCCUUACUGGUGAUCGGUUUAUCCUAGCCAGUAAAGCACAAAAUGCCAAAUUAUUUUACUUACUGAUAUUAAUAAUUCCAAAUUUUUAUGUCAUUUUGUAGAGUGUACAAAAAAAUAUAUGUUUUUCAUUGUGUAUUAAUUUA
Drosophila ficusphila is the source of this 1045-nucleotide messenger RNA. Its product is annotated as trypsin delta. Gene Ontology annotation, biological process: proteolysis. Gene Ontology annotation, molecular function: serine-type endopeptidase activity. The record is from RefSeq and is a predicted model, not a curated record. NCBI's taxonomy places the organism in Eukaryota, Metazoa, Arthropoda, Insecta, Diptera, Drosophilidae. The transcript has 3 exons. The coding region runs from base 66 to 929 and encodes 287 amino acids.